Molecule: messenger RNA, 1685 nt
Organism: Dipodomys spectabilis (banner-tailed kangaroo rat)
Lineage: Eukaryota; Metazoa; Chordata; Mammalia; Rodentia; Heteromyidae
Gene: Gata1
Product: GATA binding protein 1
Exons: 6
Coding region: 121-1359 (412 amino acids)
Biological process (GO): negative regulation of transcription by RNA polymerase II; cell fate commitment; positive regulation of transcription by RNA polymerase II
Molecular function (GO): RNA polymerase II cis-regulatory region sequence-specific DNA binding; zinc ion binding; DNA-binding transcription factor activity, RNA polymerase II-specific
Source: RefSeq, a predicted model, not a curated record
GGGAGCCUCAAAGGCCAAGGCCAGCCAGGACACCCCUUGGGAUCACACUGAGCUCACCACAUCCCCAAGGUGGCUGAACCCUCCGCACCAACCAGCCCAGGUUAAACAUCUGUGCUCCUCAUGGAGUUCCCUGGCCUAGGGGCCCUGGGGACCUCAGAAACCCUGCCCCAGUUUGUGGAUCAUGCUCUGGUAUCCUCAACACCAGAGUCAGGAGGCUUUUUCCCCUCUGGGCCUGAGGGCUUGGAUUCAGCAGCUUCUUCUGCUCCGAGCACAGCCACGGCUGCAGCCACUGCACUGGCCUACUACAGGGACACUGAGGCCUACAGACACUCCCCAGUUUUUCAGGUGUACCCAUUGCUCAACUGUAUGGAAGGGAUCCCUGGAGGCUCACCCUAUGCUAGCUGGGCCUAUGGAAAGACAGGGCUCUACCCUGCCUCAACUGUGUGCCCCAGCCGCGAGGACCCCCCUCCCCAGGCCUUGGAUGAUCCAGAUGGGAAGAGCAGCACCACCUUCCUGGAGACCUUGAAGACAGAGAGGCUGAGUCCAGACCUUUUGACCCUGGGGACUGCACUACCUUCAUCAAUCCCUGUCUCCAGCAGUGCUUAUGGGAGCCCUGAAUUUUCUAGUCCCUUCUUUCCUCCCACUGGAAGCCCCCUGAAUUCAGUGGCCUAUUCCUCUCCCAAGUUUCAUGGAAGCCUGCCCCUGCCCUCUUGUGAGGCCAGGGAAUGUGUCAACUGUGGAGCAACAGCCACUCCACUGUGGCGGAGGGACAGGACAGGCCACUACCUGUGCAAUGCCUGUGGCCUCUAUCACAAGAUGAAUGGGCAGAACAGGCCCCUUAUCCGGCCCAAGAAACGUCUGAUUGUUAGCAAACGGGCAGGUACUCAGUGCACCAACUGCCAGACAACCACAACAACAUUGUGGCGGAGAAAUGCCAGUGGAGACCCUGUGUGCAAUGCCUGUGGCCUCUACUAUAAGCUACAUCAGGUGAAUCGGCCACUGACCAUGCGGAAGGAUGGUAUUCAGACUCGGAACCGCAAGGCAUCUGGAAAAGGGAAAAAGAAGAGGGGAUCAAGUCUGGGAGGAGCAGGAGCAGCUGAGGGACCAGCUGGGGGCUUCAUGGUGGUAGCGGGCAGCAGCAGCAAUGGAAAUUGUGGGGAUGUAGCCUCUGGUUUGACACUGGGCACCCCAGGUACUACCCACCUCUACCAAGGUCUAGGCCCUGUGGUGUUGUCUGGGCCUGUUAGCCAUCUCAUGCCUUUCCCUGGACCCCUGCUGGGCUCACCCACAGGCCCCUUUUCCACAGGCCCUGUGCCUCCCACCACCAGCACCACGGUGGUGGCUCCACUCAGCUCUUGAGAGCAUGUGGCAUGACCUUUGGUCAGGGUUGUAACUCCUCUGCAUUUUCUUGAGACAAGGUCUUGCUGUGUAAUCAACUGGCCUUGAACUCAGAUUCUCCUGCAUCCUCUUCCUGAGUGCUGGGAUUAUAGGGGUGCUCCACCAUGCCUGCCUGGGUGUUUUCUUUCUUUCUUUCUUCCUUCCUUUUUUUCUUUUAAAGCAGGGAGGUUUCAGUCAAGCUCUUCUUGUGUAGUCCAGGCUGGUCUAGAACUCUAGAUCCCCCUCCCUCAAUUCUCAAAAGUUGGAAUUGUAAACUGUUUUCUCCUCUUCUAGCCAGCAAAAGUCUU